Messenger RNA from Diorhabda carinulata, 686 nucleotides. RefSeq lists its product as uncharacterized. The record is from RefSeq and is a predicted model, not a curated record. Lineage: Eukaryota; Metazoa; Arthropoda; Insecta; Coleoptera; Chrysomelidae. The transcript is spliced from 4 exons. The coding region runs from base 161 to 616 and encodes 151 amino acids.
ACAGAAGGUAUGUGAGUUAUCGAUCGAACUUUAUCUUGCGGAAACUGCAAAUAGCAGAGAUGUGAGAAAUUGACUUUCGGAAGAUUUUUGUUUGAGCUCCAUCCGAAAAAAAUAUUUCUUUGCAGCUAUUUAAUUCUAAAGACUAUUAAAGGCACAAGAAAUGAUAAGUAGAAGGCGAUCGAACCUUUCUGGUGGGUUAAUUACAGCUAAUCCUAUCACAAUUAGUAUUGAUAAUCCAAGCACACACACUAAGGUCACAACAGAAAAUAUAACAUCGCCAAAAAUUGAUGUGAAAAUAUUAGACAAACCCCAUCAUCUUUUCAUUGGACGAUGUAACCCCAAAGAUGAGGUUUUUCACAACGAAAACAUUAUUCUUACAAACGAUGGCAAAAGUCACGUGUCUGCUAAAAUUCGGAUGAACAUAGAUGGUCCUGUAUACAUUAGUUGUGUUAAUAUUUAUGAUGAAAUCCCGGAUGGUAAGGGUGGCUAUCCAAGUUUUGUAGCGGGAGGAGUAGGGUACAAUUUCAUAGAAUUUAAAGUUCUAACGGACUAUGGUAAAGGUUUCCACUUCUUUGUCAAGAUACAAGGAUACACUAAAGACAUCGAUGUAAAAUAAUUCAUGUAUCGGUUUAAACAAAUUCUCUGUAUAUGACACACAUAGCUCACAACUAUUAAAUAAAGAUAUU